Messenger RNA from Alternaria arborescens, 1188 nucleotides. RefSeq lists its product as hypothetical. NCBI's taxonomy places the organism in Eukaryota, Fungi, Ascomycota, Dothideomycetes, Pleosporales, Pleosporaceae. Bases 1 to 1188 code for a protein of 395 amino acids. The record is from RefSeq and is a predicted model, not a curated record. The transcript has a single exon.
AUGUUUCAUCGGCAAAGCGGCGGCGGCCCGGGCGUAGCCAUCAACAACGCAACCGAGAUCGUACCUCGGGGCUUCAUGAACGGCAACAAAGGAUCUAGUGUCUAUGUUAAGACCGAGAAAGAGAUGUACAACAUGGUGAACGCCCAUUUUCAUGGCAAUGAUGAGCUUCUUACAGAGUUUAGCUCAUGGGCAGCAUCUCUCCAUGCGGUUCUCUGCUUCGCCCGAGACACACGAGCCGACUGGAACCCUCAUGUCGCUGUUAUCGAUCGCAUGAGAUUAGAAGGCGAGGUUCUCGUCUGGUGGGUGCCAGAUCUUCUCGGUGCUAAGCAAGGUGACAUCGAGUAUCUGGCGCAUGGAUGUAUACGGGGUCGUGGUUAUACCGCAGUGCCUUUUGAGCAGCUCGUCACUAAUGGGCUUUAUAGUUUGUUCCCCGAACUUGAAGCUUGGAAGAAAAAUCGCUCGAAGGGCAUGCCCUUUGGCCGUAAGCUACGGAAAAGGAUGUUUCACCGCGCACCACCCGUUGAUAUUUCGACCGAGGACAUUGCGACUGCUAAGAAAAUAGGCAUCUUAUUUGGAGACCUUGCUUUGCCGGUCAUGGCCGCGCUGCUUUGUCUCCGGCCGCGGGAAGCUACUGGAUUCAAAGAGAUGGCAGUCCGGGUCAUUGAAUCACUAAGUACUAGAAAAGUAGAAUUCGAGCUUGCGACAGGCUUUUGGGCGCAUCCGGGAGCGACUUACACACGCAAAGCGAGAUACCGUGAUACUGGCAGGUGGUAUCCAGAUAUCGAACAAUGGAUAAAAUUGCUUCGUGCGAUCAAUAGCCAUGACUUUCGCCGAGACACAAGGAAGCGGAAGAGAGCUAGCUCCGACUCUGAAUACGAGCCUGAUACUGAGGAUUACACCAAUCGGUAUCGGAGCUAUUAUAAUACGCGGAAAGGUUCACGGCUAGAUUAUACUAAAGUAAUGCCAGCGAGAUUAGGCAAGGCAGAAGAUUUUGUCCUGUUUGGUUCUGCGGGGUCGGAUGAAGGAGAAGAGGAUGAGGCGUUAGACAAAGAGGGAGACGAGGCGUCAGAUAAGGACACGGACGAAGUGUUGAACGCAAAAAAGGACGAGGACAUGAAAAAGGAGGAGCAGCACACUGCCAUGCAACGCGAGUUUAUGAAGAGAUGGUUGAAGCCGUGGUCUGAGUAA